AUGUCCAAGGAUCAUAUGUCACUCCCCAUGCAGAGCCUCUCGAUCGACGAGAAGGCCGGCCACGACCCCAUCACAGGCCACCGCACGCCAUCCGUAGGCACUCCCGGUCACAGCGGCAUGGGCGCGCAACCCACCAACGGCAUCCUCCCAGGCGGCGGCUCCAAGAACGAAAAGAAGAAGCUCCACCCUGCUGUCAUCAUUGUCCUCUGGAUCGCUCUCUCGAGUAGCGUAAUCGUAUACAACAAGUUCGUUCUCGAUCCCAAGCAGCUCAACUUCCCCUUCCCCGUCUUCCUCACAACCUUCCACAUGGCCUUUGCUACCGUCGGCACGCGCCUCUUGGCAAAGUACACUCACCUUCUUGACGGCCUCGCAAACGUCGAGAUGACCAACGAGCGAUGGAUCAAGAACAUUCUUCCCAUCGGCGCUCUCUUCUCGUGCUCGCUCAUCUUCAGCAACAUGGCCUACCUUACGCUCGGUGUCAGCUUCAUCCAGAUGCUCAAGGCCUUCACCCCCGUCGCAGUCCUUCUCAUCUCGUUCGCAUUCGGCCUCAAGCAGCUUUCCAGCACCCUUACUAUGAUCGUCGGUUGCAUCUCCUUCGGUGUGGCCCUCGCCUCGUACGGUCAGGGCGACUUUGCCAUGUCGGGUUUCAUCUGCCAGGUGCUUGCCAUUGGUUUCGAGUCGUCGCGUCUCGUCAUGAUUCAGGUGCUCCUCCAGGGACUCAAGAUGGACCCCCUGGUCUCGCUCUACUACUUUGCGCCCGUCUGCGCUGCCAUCAAUGCGCUGGUGCUCCCCUUCACCGAGGGUCUCGUUCCCUUCUUCCAGAUCUCCAACCUCGGUCCUUUCGUUCUUUUCACCAACGCAGGUGUCGCCUUCUGCCUCAACAUCGCUGCUGUCUUCCUCAUUGGCGCUGCCAGCUCCUUGACCUUGACACUGGCCGGUGUCAUCAAGGACAUCCUUCUCAUUCUCGGCUCCAUGCUGUUGCUGGGCGACACAGUCUCUGGCCUCCAAUUCUUCGGUUACGGCAUCGCUCUCGCCGGUCUCGUUGCCUUCAAGACACACAAGGGCUAA
Messenger RNA from Kalmanozyma brasiliensis GHG001, 1068 nucleotides. RefSeq names its product Triose-phosphate transporter domain protein. The transcript is spliced from 2 exons. The record is from RefSeq and is a predicted model, not a curated record. Lineage: Eukaryota; Fungi; Basidiomycota; Ustilaginomycetes; Ustilaginales. The coding region runs from base 1 to 1068 and encodes 355 amino acids. Gene Ontology annotation, cellular component: endosome; trans-Golgi network; Golgi apparatus. Gene Ontology annotation, molecular function: antiporter activity.